ACACCCUAGAAGAUCAAAAUGCACAAAAUGAUUCAGAUAAUCAAGAGUUUCUACUAUCUGAAUUGAAAGAUUAUUACAAAAAGCUAAGUCCAAAAAUGAAGAGAAAAUAUACUGAGCUUUCAAAUGAAGGAAAAAUUAUUUACUUAAAAGUGGUUAAGUCAGAACGUGAAAGAAGUGUAAGUUUACUUAAAAAACAUGUUUCUCAUCAACAACAAUAA
This is a messenger RNA of Racocetra fulgida, 218 nucleotides long. NCBI's taxonomy places the organism in Eukaryota, Fungi, Glomeromycota, Glomeromycetes, Diversisporales, Gigasporaceae. The record is from the annotation of a GenBank genome assembly.